Xenopus laevis (African clawed frog) is the source of this 3634-nucleotide messenger RNA. It is a transcript of the gene ankrd6.L, whose product is annotated as ankyrin repeat domain 6 L homeolog. Gene Ontology annotation, molecular function: ubiquitin-protein transferase activity. Gene Ontology annotation, cellular component: BRCA1-A complex; BRCA1-BARD1 complex. The record is from RefSeq and is a predicted model, not a curated record. Lineage: Eukaryota; Metazoa; Chordata; Amphibia; Anura; Pipidae. The transcript is spliced from 16 exons. Gene Ontology annotation, biological process: protein K6-linked ubiquitination. The coding region runs from base 516 to 2846 and encodes 776 amino acids.
CGCUCUCUCUCUCACACACACACACACACACACGUUUCCCGGAUCCGCCCCUUCUACACAGACUACACUCUCUAGAGCUGGUGCCUGCCUGCUCACUGCUCUGUGUGUCUCUGCUGUACCCAAUGUCUCCCGUGUGCCUGAUGGAUGGGCCCUGCUGUGUUGUUUCUCCUGCUGCCUGAGGAGAGGGACUGUCAGAGUCAGAGUGCCACCUGUCCUUAGGUCUGGAGCUUACCUCAGGGCUGAGCAAUUUGGGUGGCUAUUCUCUGCAUUGUGCUUUCCUGGGGGCACCAGUGGUGUGAGUGAGAUGCAACAGGAGUCCAAACUGUUGACAGAGCAAUCCAUCACCCCCUUCUACUUAAGUCUCCAUUCUGGGAAAGAAGAUGGCAUCAACAGAGCAUGCUACGCUGAAUGUGUUCCAUCCCCCGGGCCUGUAAGCUCUGUACAUCUUUGGGAACUGUGUUUAUGAAUGAACAAACACCUGGCCCCAGCUUGCCCUGUGACUUCUCUACUAAUUCAUGAGCCAGCAGGAUGUGGCCGCUGUGCUUUCAGAACGUCUCCUUGUAGCUGCAUACAAAGGCCAAGCGGAUAAUGUGGUGCAGCUUAUCAACAAAGGUGCCAAGGUAGCAGUUACCAAGCAUGGACGAACUGCAUUGCAUCUUGCAGCCAACAAAGGACAUGUUAAUGUUGUCCAUAUCCUAGUGAAAGCCGGCUGUGAUCUGGAUAUUCAGGAUGAUGGAAACCAGACAGCCUUACACCGAGCAGCAGUUGUAGGAAACAGUGAGGUCCUUGCACUACUAAUACAAGAAGGCUGUGCCUUGGACAGACAAGAUAAGGAUGGUAACACUGCUCUGCACGAAGCAUCUUGGCAUGGAUUCAGCCAGUCUGUUAAAUUGCUCGUUAAAGCUGGUGCUAAUGUGCUUGCCAAAAACAAGGCAGGUAAUACACCUCUGCAUUUGGCUUGCCAGAAUGGCCAUUCCCAAAGCUGCCGGAUUUUAUUGCUUGCAGGAUCUCGGGCAGACUUGAAAAACAAUGUGGGAGAUACCUGUUUACAUGUCGCAGCACGCUACAAUCACCUUUCUGUCAUCAGAAUACUACUCAGUGCUUUCUGCUCAGUCAAUGAAAAAAAUCAGGUUGGUGAUACUCCACUCCAUGUUGCUGCUGCACUAAACCAUAGAAAAGUUAUUAAAGUUCUUCUUGAGGCUGGAGCUGAUGCAACUCUCCUUAACAAUGCUGGUCAAAUUGCUUUGGAUACAGCAAGACACCAUAAUAACUCAGAUGUGGCUCUUCUACUCACCAAGGCACCGCAGGUUUUGCGAUUUAGCCGUGGGAGAAGUCUUCGGAAGAAGAGAGAGAAACUGAAAGAAGAAAGAAGGACUCAGUCAGUACCAAGAGAAGAACUUGGAGAAAGUAAGGCCAGUAUUUCAGCAGCUGAUGAUACCCACAGUAGUGAGCAUGCAGCGGGCAAGCAAGGGGAGGGCAAAGAAGAGCAUCAAACUUCUGCUGCAGGUUCCAAACAAAGGAAAAGCAGAAAGCCUAAGGCAAAAGAAAAGAUUUCUGCUCUCUCAGACCCUACAUCACCUGCAGAUCAGCAGCCAUUGUGUGGUGCCCAGCAGUCCUCUCAUAAUCAUAAGCGAAGGAACAAACAAAGAGGUCCAUCUCCUCCAUCCCCUCCCCAUGAAGCCAGAGCUUACCAACUGUAUACCUUGUACAGGGGCAAAGACGGAAAAGUAAUGCAGGCUCCUAUCAAUGGGUGUCGGUGUGAGCCACUGUUGAUAAAACUAGAGAAUCAGUUGGAAGCCACCAAAGAAGAGAUAAAAGCAGAGAUUGCUACAGUGCAGGACCAAAUGAAUGCAAAACUGGGACAAAUGGACAACAAAACCCAACACCAGCUGCGAGUUCUUGACAAACUUAUGUUGGAGAGGAUGUCUGCAGACAGAGCAGAAUGUGUCUGUCGCCUACAACAGCAUGCGGAUGUACAGAAAAAUGAAGCAGAGAAACGACAGGUAUCUGUUGUAAAUGAUCUGAAAACUUGGUGCCUACUAAAAAUUCAGAAUCUGGAGAUGAGGUUUUCUGGUGAGUCCAAGACAGUGAAGGCUAAAUCCAUUCCUUCUACUUGUGAAUCCACCGAUCAGCCCAAUUCAGAGAGUCAUUGCAGCACCAAGGAAUGUUAUAGUACAGAAACAUUAACCCUUCCACAGUCUUCUGCACAGCAUUCCUGUGUCACCUUUCAGAGCAGCUUGCCUGAUGAGCCAGGAAGAACUGACAUAUUCCAUUCAGAUGAAAGCAACAGAAAGCAGCAGUUGCCACCCCAGCAAGAGCUGACUCUUUGUCCAGCUCCAGACCAGAUGCCAGCCGUCCCUCCAGCAGUGAGGCCUAAGGAAAAAGCAAAUGCUCACCCUGUCUUAAGAACAAAGCAAGGCCAGAAUUCAUGUGAUCAUCUUAAUUCCAGACCUCGACAAGCAAAAAUUCCAUCCAUUUCGAAGCCCUCAGCAGAACUUAAUAAAACUGAAAAACAGUAUAUCAAUCUCAUGGACCGAGGGACUCAAACAAGGAAGUCUGCAAAAGUUAUUCAUGGACGGCAGAGAGGACAAAUGCCUGAGCCUCAAAAUCAACCACAGCAAGCUCUGCCACAGGCAAGGGACACAUCACAGGCAUUGGAAAUCACUCAAUAUUUCUUUGAGGCAGUUUCCACUCAAAUGGAAAAAUGGUAUGAGAGGAAGAUAGACGAAGCCAAAUCUCAAGCAAAUCUGAAAGCGGAGGAGGAUAAAGCAGCCUUGCAGCAGCAUAUUGAGAGUUUAGAGGAAGAACUAUGGAAACUGAGGACUAAACUUCAGAAAGAGAGCUAGCAUUAACCCUUUAGGGGAUGUAUCCUGAACAUACAUGACCUGCAGUAACCAAGUGUAUUAAACUAAAGCAUUACCCCAGUUAUCAGGACUGCAGAUUCCCUUUGGCUGUCUGUAUACUGGCUCUGCAUCUCCUGUGAUAUAAAUAAUUGUGUUCCAUGGUGUCAUUGAAUCAGGUGAAGCAAAAUACACUUACAUUUAACAAGCAUACCACAUCUGAGUUCAACUUUUGAGAAAAAUGCAAUACUGCUAACUGAUGAAUCUACAGCUACUAAAUAUAAUAUAAAUCAAGAGACACAGUUGUGGAUAAACGAGAGAACAAUAUGCAAAAAUGAAUCUAUUCAAUCCUUCAGAAUGCUUUUGCAUGGAAUCAGUUUAUAAACAGUAGUAUGCAUGUGACAUUGCUUGGACAGCCGGGAUAUUUGGUUCUCUUUGUACUGUUGUUUUAUUAAGUGCCAUGGAAUCAUGUUGUUCGGUAUUAUAGACAUAUACAGUAAGACUAGCAUGUAUUUAAAAAAGAUCAUAUAGCCAUAUAGCUGCUUCAUUGUCAAUGUGAUUAAUUAUGUCCUAAACGUCUCACCGAUAGUUAAAAGGUUGUAAUGGUUGCUGGAAGUUCUACAGAUCUGUAGAGCCACGGAUUACCCAUUACAGGCUUAUGUUAUAUCAACAAUGAAUGCUAUGUAGAAAAUUCCAGUGUAUGCUUUUGUUUCAGUAUCUGAUACAUUCCUCAUCGUGACUGAUAUUUUUAUUUUACUGGAUAUUAAACAAUAGGCAUAAAUAUUUGUAAAUAA